This is a messenger RNA of Agelaius phoeniceus (red-winged blackbird), 1685 nucleotides long. RefSeq names its product solute carrier family 16 member 2 (gene SLC16A2). Gene Ontology annotation, molecular function: thyroid hormone transmembrane transporter activity. NCBI's taxonomy places the organism in Eukaryota, Metazoa, Chordata, Aves, Passeriformes, Icteridae. Gene Ontology annotation, biological process: transmembrane transport. The record is from RefSeq and is a predicted model, not a curated record.
AUGUGGGACCGGCUGCGGGGCAGUCGGGCGGCGGGCGGCGGCCGGAGCGCGGCCGCGAUGGCGCAACGCGACGAGAAGGUGCCGGCGGCGGCGGCGGGCGAGAGCGAGCCCGGGGCCGGGGCCGGGGCCGGGGCCGGGGCCGGGGCCGGGGCCGGGGCUGGUGCCGGGGCCGCGGCUGAGCGGGGACAGAGCGGGGUCGCCGCGCCCUUCCAGCCCCCCGAGGGCGGCUUCGGCUGGGUGGUGGUCUUCGCCGCCGCCUGGUGCAACGGCUCCAUCUUCGGCAUCCACAACUCCUUCGGGAUCCUCUACAUGAUGCUGCAGAGCGACCUGGGCGAGGGGGAGAAGGAUCCGGCGCUAGAGUUUAAAACAGCAUGGGUCGGCUCCCUGGCCAUGGGGAUGAUUUUUUUCUGCUCUCCCAUCGUCAGCAUCUUCACCGACCGCAUCGGCUGCAGGACCACGGCGGCCAUGGGGGCCACCAUUGCCUUCAUCGGGCUCCUCUCCAGCUCCUUCACCAAGUCCCUGGAGGUCCGUUAUUUCACAUAUGGGAUCCUCUUUGGCUGUGGCAGCUCCUUCGCCUUCCAGCCCUCGCUGGUCAUCCUCGGCCACUACUUCAAGCGCCGCCUGGGCCUGGCCAACGGCAUCGUGGCCGGGGGCAGCUGCCUCAUCUCCGUGCCGCUCCCCUUCUUCCUCAAGAUGGUCGGGGGUGCCAUUGGCCUGGCACACACUUUUCAAGUACUCAGUGCCUUAAUGCUCAUCCAGAUUUUCUUGUCCAUGACCUACCGGCCCAUCCUGACGCCUUCUUGUGACUCUCAGCACGACGGGCACGACAAGCUGGGCAGCCGGAGCGUGAGGCAGCAGUGCUGGGCCCAGACCCGCAAGUAUUUCAACCUGAGGGUUUUCCGGAGAAAGACCUAUAGGAUUUGGGCCUUUGGGAUCGCUACUGCUGUCCUGGGAUACCUCGUACCUUACAUGAACCUGGUCAAAUACGUGGAGAAGCGAUUUCAGGAAACCAAAAAGGACUGGAUCCUCCUGGUUUGCCUCGGGGCCAUGUCGGGGCUGGGGCGCUUGGUUUCGGGCCGCAUCGGCGACUGCAUUCCCGGGCUGAAGAAGAUUUACCUGCAGGUUGCGUCCUUCAUGCUGUUGGGCCUCCUGUGCAUGAUGAUCCCCCAGUGCCGAGGCUUCGAGGGCGUCAUUGUCAUCUGCCUCUUCCUUGGCCUCUGUGAUGGCUUCUUCACCACCAUCAUGGCCCCCAUUGCCUUCGAGCUGGUGGGGCCCAUGCAGGCGUCCCAGGCCAUAGGGUACCUCAUGGGGCUGAUGGCCGUGCCCAUGACUGCAGGCACGCCCAUUGCAGGAUACCUCAAUGAUUAUUUUGGGAAUUACGACGCGGCCUUUUACUUUGCGGGGGUGCCGCCCAUCAUCGGCGGCCUGGUGCUCUCCGUGGUGCCGCUGGUCCACCAGAGGAUGCUGAAGAAGCAGCGCCUGGAUUCUGGCAAAGACAAGAUGCUGGUGUCGGAGGCCGUGGUGAACGGGGAGCUGCUGCCAGGCUGCCCAGCCUCUGAAGCACACAUGUGACACCACUCCUGGCUCUCCAGGACACCAGCAGCCUCUCCAUAGCCCCAGCACAGGCCCUUUCCCAGACGGACCGAAAUUCCCAGUGAUCGCAGAUGCACUAUGUUUGUAAAGGA